Molecule: messenger RNA, 2267 nt
Organism: Betta splendens (Siamese fighting fish)
Lineage: Eukaryota; Metazoa; Chordata; Actinopteri; Anabantiformes; Osphronemidae
Product: V-set and Ig domain-containing protein
Exons: 3
Coding region: 889-1767 (292 amino acids)
Biological process (GO): regulation of bone resorption; regulation of actin cytoskeleton organization; regulation of osteoclast development
Cellular component (GO): plasma membrane
Source: RefSeq, a predicted model, not a curated record
AAUAAAUGCAGUUACCAACCUUUAGGCCAACUUCAUCUACUUCGGUGUCUGUGUUUGUGCAGUUAUGCUCGUCACUGUGCCUCUGUGGGGACCAAUGAGAACAUAUUGACCACAAGCGGUCAAAAUUACAAUGGGCGCAAGUUUAUUGGCUUUAAAGCAGAUUUAAUGCCUUUAUUUUGAAGUCCACUUCCUGUGUGCGUGUGCGCGUGUUCUGAGGUGUGGUCUGUCCACUGCAGUAGCAGCGGAGCGGCCCUGCUCGUCCUGAGGCCAGAGUCCGAAACUAGUGUCCAGCACGCGAAGCCGUUUGUGCGUGUGAUCGUUUGCUGUGGAUUUUUUAGAUCCUUACAGUCGCGUCCGCUGCAAUGGUUCUAAACAUCAACGUGGAGGUGGAGCCGGAACGUGGUUGCUGUAAAACACACUGAGCGUCAGCUGUAAACGUUGUGUGUCUCUCACACACACACACGCAUGCGCACACACACACAGCAUGCACGCACACACACACAGCAUGCACGCACACGCACACACACACACAAACACACGCAUGCACAUGCGCGCAGGCGCGCACACAGAAACGCACACACACAGCAUGCACACGCGCACACGCACGCAUACACAUACAAACACGCGCACGCACACACACACACACAGCAACGUUGUUUCCUCUGUUUCACUUGUACUUGUCACCAUAGAAACACAACAGUAGUUUCACACCUUCAGUCACAUCCUGUGGCCACAAAGUGGUUAAACACCACCACAGCCCAGGAACCACACCCACAGCACACGCGGGUCUGGGCUCAGCUGGGUCGACCUGCACACGGAGCUGCUAGCAGGCCAGCGGACGCGUGAAGCAGUGACUCAUGGGCGACGCACUGCUCCCUCAGUGUCAGCAUGGACGCGAGGGCGCUCGGCAGCGCGCUGUGUCUGGUGGCGUCUCUUCUAGCAGGUCUCGGUUCCGGCGACGACGGCUGGUCCAUGAAGGUGCAGCCCGAGGUCCGAGCCGCCGAGGGCUACCCCGCGGUGCUGCCCUGCACCUUCAGCCACCCCCAGCACUCCCAGCACUCGUCCCUGCAGGUGCUGUGGCGCCUGGGCCACGGACAGGGCUCCACCAUCUUAUACCGCUGCACCAGCCGGGCUGGGGCCCCGACCUGCGAGCCGGGCCCCCAGCAGGACCAGCGGUACCGCUUGGAGGGCAACCCGAGAGAGCACGACCUGUCUUUGCGCAUCAACGGCGCCUCCCUGCAGGACAGUGGCCGCUACUACUGCAGGGUGGAGGUUCAGGGGAAAGAACACGUCAGCUUCGAGGACAAGAUGGGAACCAGGCUGAGAGUGGAGGCUCCUCCAAAGAUCCUGGCUCUGUCAGUAGAGGGCACCGAACAGUCUGGGUACCGGGCUCUGUGUCGGGUCCAGGGAGCUCCACUGCCAGACGUGCAGUGGCUCGGCCCAGAUGACCUGCUGGAGGACGGGUCGCCGGUGGGUCCGCUGGCUCAAGGCUCCUCAGCUCAUUACCACACUGUCAGCCAGCUCAGAGACGUGGAGCCGGGUCAGCGCUACACCUGCAGCACCUCCAACCCUCUGGGCAAAGAGCAGGCGACGCUGUACGUGGUGGCACCCCGACCGGCACCGGCCGGGUCCGGGUCCGAGACGCCCACCGUGCUGCUGCUGCUGCUGUCUGUGUCUGUGGGGGCAAAGGUGGUGCUGCUGGUGGGGACAGGGCUGUGGGUGGUGCAGGGUAUCGACUGCUGGAAGGAACCAGCUACCGGACGGUAACUGGACCAUUUAUGAUCCGCUUCAGCCUCCGCAUCGUCUUUAAGUCCAAUCAGCUGAUCAAAUUGUGUGGAUUUGUCCCCAGCUUCGCUUUUUCCAGGGUGACCUAGUUCGGUGGCUGCCAUUAGAAUAGAGGAACACCAGAACCUGAAAUAGUUUGUUUCACAGUGACUCAGUGAGAAUCAGCAUGUGAUUAGUCACGCUUCAACAAAACACAGACCCACAGUUUAGUUCCAGUAGCUUUAAUGGUUCAGACACCAACAUCCUUCUACUCUAAUGUUCCACCAUUGGUCUCCUGCAAACAUGUUUCUAUGCAACUAACGUCAAACACAGUCUGUCUCAAUUAGGCCAGUUGUUGUUCAGAACCUCAGUGGUUCUGUGGGCCCAACCCACUAAAAGCUGCAGAUCAGAGAUUUCUCUGCUGCCUGUGAAUUUCUGCCAUAAUGAACUUCUGUUUGUUCCAAUUCUAAGCAUUUCAAUAAACUAAUCUCAGUUUAAGCUCA